CAGUUUCAGUUGAUCCUAGGAUUUGUUCUGUAAAAUUUGGAUUCAGUCAAAAGGCCGCACUUAAGGACCUAGAAGGCCACAGGUUCCCCACCCCUGAGUUAGAGGGAAAAAAUUAGUUUUGAACAGUAAAUAAUUGGUGUAUAUAUCAUCAGAAAUUACACAAAUCAUACCUUUAAAUAAUAAUGUUUCAUAUUGAGUUUUGUGUUCAUUUGUGGGUACUUUUUAGAAAAAUACUUUCUCCAUUCUGGAGAAUUUUUGUUUACAAAAUAAAUAUUCUCUAAUUUUUGUUGUACCUAAAAUGUGUUCCAUAAUCAUAACAAUCAUGUAUACUAAGAACUUAACUCUACCAGAGGCAAAUAUUUCAGCCAGUUUCUAAGAUGGUAUGUCCAGCAACGAAACUAACUUGGUAUUUAAUCUGAGUUUUGUAUCUGAGGUCCCAUGCCAUGCAUACUUUCUGAUGCGGGCACUCACAUUACUAAAGAGGAUUCAUGCACAUCGUGAAGGAGUCUGAAGAAACAUUACCACAUGUACAUAUGUGUUUAUUGCAAUUAUGUAUCAGCUUAGAAACUGGUAAAAGAUUGAAUGUAAAGAAAAAGAGAAAUUGUGCAAAAUAGAAAGUCUAAAACAAUGAAAGGAUAAAUGUAUAUCCAUGUUUGCAGCCUUGCAGAGCCAUAAUUAAAGUUUUCUGAACCUAGGACAAGCUACUGAACUGUGCCCCCACACCCAAAAAUAUUAUAAAAUUCUUGUAUUGUAUCAGUUUUGCACAUUGGAAUAUGAUUUAUUCAUAUUUUGACCUAAUUUUUAAUUUUGUGGCUCUAUAUGCACCUAGGGUGAGUGCCCCACCCUUGUUACGACUCUGCAGCCUUCUAGUAAUCUGCAAACAAUUCUUGGAAAAGUACAAAUUGUUGAUGUGUAGCGAAGUUGACAAUUUGACCUGGACACCUUUCGAUAUCAUCACCACUUACACUACGGAGAAGUUUUAUUGCAAGUAAUUGGAAGUUCGUGCGUUAAUGUACAGAUUUACGUGAUCUGUAGCCAGAUUAUGAUUAAAUGUUUAGAUUGUGGCAUUGUGCAUAAUAUUCACUUUAGGAAGGGAAAUGAUGGACGCAGUACUCCUACGGCUCCACAUACAUUUGCGCCGACCUGAAAGUACCAACAUUAAAUUUAACUGAAUUCAAAUAUACCCGAAGCACGAUCAAUUGCUGUUGGACACAAAUACGACAUCUCUUGGAAGCAGUGUUAUACUAAUGUUAAGACGGGUUCAGUUUCGACGGCUGGACAGGACAGUGUCGCCAAUACAUCGAAGAAAAUUCUACCAACACAGCAGAUAAACUAUGUAGAAUGUACUAAAAAUUCGCACGUCAUCUGUUUCUAUGAUGUCACUGCCCACUAGUGGGUCGUUAUUGAAGUUGGUGCUAUUUGGCGGUGUGGCGUUAGGUGUAUGUUGAAAUCUUGCAGUUACUUUGACACAUUGUUUUUCCGGUAUAUUUUAUUUGUUCACCAGUACUAGUGUGUUCAUCAUAAAUAUGGGAAUCACAUGGCUAUUGGAAGUAUAACGUUAUAAAUACUCAUGUUUCAAUUUUGACAAGUACUUUCAACAAUUAAGCCCCUGGCUGUACAGUGUUCAACAUGGCUUCAUCGAAUAGGGCCAUACAUAUAGGUUCGGCGUGGUUUCAACGCAAAGUCAACCUUAGGCCGCAGCAUAGAGGAAUUCAUUUAGUAACGGAAGAAAUUCUAAGGCAAAUGCCUGAAAUAUGUCAAUUUUCAGUCGGAUUAUUUCAUGUACAAAUACUCCACACUUCGGCUAGUUUAGCUCUCAAUGAAAGUUGGGAUCCAGAUGUAAGGGAUGACAUGGAAAUGAUGUUAAAUAAAAUAGUGCCUGAGGAUUUACCUUUUAGACACUGUUGUGAAGGUCCUGAUGACAUGCCAGCUCACGUGAAGGCCUGUUUCUUGGGCUCUUCGCUCACAAUUCCCAUCACAGAUGGAAAACUCAAUCUUGGCACCUGGCAGGGCAUCUGGUUGUGUGAACAUCGAGACCACGCUGGGUCACGCAAGGUGGUUAUCACUGUUAACGGUUGCCUCAGAGACUCUAGUCGGAGCCCGCUGAGUCCCGUAUCACCAAUGGCCUCCACGAGUAGUUAAGGGUCCCGCACAUUCACUGCUCUGGUAGCUAUUUAACAGCAUUUCAGGCUGUUUGAUUAAAAUGGGGUAAUAGUAACGGGGCUUCUCUGUCUUUCUGGCAAGAAAUACAUAGAAUAAGUGAAACACCAUUUCAUUUGAUCUGGGAUAUGUUUGGUUCAGUUGGAGAAUUGUGUGUUGUCCCAUGUGGUAUAAGGGUAAUAGUCUAACACAUACACACAUUCUCAUUUUACACACACACACACACGACAAAGUCAGUGGGACGUAACCUUGUCGGGUCAUCUCGUGCCAGGUGACGGAUAUUACGAGUGAAAGAUGCCCGGGGAAUUGAAGUUUUCCCUCGUGACAUGAGCAUGUGGUGCUGCACCAUCAAGAGAAGGUGAGAAGGGGAAGCAUUUUUAAUGGACCAAAAGGGUUCUGUUUCUUGCUAAGCAAGAGAUGUUACCAGGAGCUGGGAAAGGAAUCGUCAAAGAUUUGGCCUUUCACUGCCACAGCAAAAGAAGUAUACUUCAUUUUGUGAAACACAGAUCGUAAAACAUAUGCACUGUAUUUGGUGUUCCACUCUACGAUAUGAAAGCAGUUAUGCAUGUUAGGAUUGUUCCACAUAUUUGCAAGAAAACCAAAACCAAACAAAAUAUUUCUACACUUGCAUUAUCAAGCCCUAAAUAUUGCAUCAUAUUUUAUUAGUACUCAUAAUUGCAUUCUUCUGUCCUCUGUUACUGUGUCACAAUAAUGAAAUUAAGUUGUUGUUGUUUUUUCUUCCAGUAUGUAAAGAUAUCAUUUACUGCAAUGUAAUUUUGCUCACUGUGCGGAUUUUAAGAAACAUUGUACGCUGGUGCAUGUCACUAGGUAGAGAAUGUUUUGUUUUGCCAGGGUUCAUUUCAUGUUUGGUUUGCUGCAAGCUUGAAACAGAUGGAGAAGAAUAAUUCCUUCGUACCUGAUACUUUAAUCCCACUGAUGAUUGUAAGAAUUUUGUAACAUUUUUCCAUACCAGAAUGUUGUUAACUUCAAGAAACAGUCAUGUAUUUUUUUUUUUUCCUGGAAGAAUUGUGGUUUCCCUAAACAGAAUGGCACUUUGGUCAGAGAAAGAAUGUGCAAACACAGUAGCCAUUAAAAACCUUCCAUAACAAUGAACAUUUUGUGACAAACAAAUGGCAACAGAAUUGCAAUAUGUAAACUUCAUUUGGAUUCAUUAUUUCUCAGGAGCUCAUUUCGUUUAUCUCGAUGCCUCGGGAGACGUAUUUCUGCUUUUGAGGUCUCUCUUUUGUAAGUUAAGGAUUAGUGAUGUCCUGUGUGGCAUUUUCUUUUGUUUGUAAGUGAAGAAUAAUCAUUAUGGUCACAAACGUAGGUCUUCCACAUUGUAUAGUACUUAUAUUGUAUGAUACACAUAUUUCAUAUUACGAGGGUCUGGAGUGCAGAUGCGUUUUUGUUUGUGUGAUUCAGUCCUCUGCUUCCUGCUGGCAGGUAUUUGCACUUCACAUGAUCCACUUCAGUAGUUGUACCUGUGGAAGAAGCAACUAUCAUAUAUAUAUCACAGGUAGACACAAGAAGGAGUCCUACCUCAGUUUAUAAUUUACUUUAUUCUAAGCGUAAGACAAGUACUGAUUUGUUCCCUCACUUAUAUAUACAGAUCUCGAAAUGAUGAAGGGCAUAGGAGAACAGAAAAGACCAUGAGUUAAUCUUAGUUGCUGAUGUUUUUGAUUUGUUCAGCAUUCCAUUUAUGCUGUUUGUCGGAAGAAGAGUUUGGGCCAUGUACAUAGUAUGUCUUUCAUUAUACUUAGUAUUCCAGAGUAGCCUUUUUUUUUUUACCCAUUUGGAGCUCUUACUACUUCUAUAUCCAACUUUUGCUUGUAGUCUUGAUAUUUUCUCAAAUUUUGAACUAUGUUUUAUUUAGAGGGCAAUACAAAAACUAUCAACAACUAUUUUUCUUUGUAAUUUGUUAUUAUUUGUUUGGUACAUUUAAAGUUUUUACAUACUCUCCACUCUCCCUGCUUCUCAGUGCACUUAGCCGAGUGGUCCACGAGUUUUCUUGUACCAUAAAAAGAGCUUUUCUGGUUGAGUGCAGAGCCAGUCAUGCACCAGUUCCUUUGUCAUCUGCAAAUCAGCAACCCCUCAAAGCCUCCUUCAGAGAUCCAAACAAAUAAAAUCAGAAGCUGCGUGUUCCUGACUCUGGUGGGAGGUGAAGAGCUCCACAUUUCAGUCCCCGAUGUGUUUCGUGUGGGCAUCAUUAUGCGACAUAAGAUCACCCUGUGACAAUCUUCCUUUUUUCAUACUGAGCUGAUAAACCACCUGUGAAUUUCAACUCCUUUCAUUCCUCUGCCCAUAAAAGACUAACCACGAUCCCCUCUUCUUCCUCGGUGCAAAUCAACUAUGGUGUGGCCGUGUUCAGCUGGGUGCACCGAGUCCAAGGUCACCUUUAGUGUUUUAACUUGAUGACUCACGAGUUUUAGUGCUGUCAAAUGUUGGCAGUGAAGCUUGCUCCCAUGGCAGGUAGAAUAGAAAAAUUGUGGAUACGUUUCUGAAUUGCCUUCUUACAUUUUAUUGACAAGGUGUUUUGUACUAAAUACAAAUUUUGAGCCAUGCCAUUGUAAAUUUUAUGCAAAAAUUUUCAACAUUAUCAUAGAGACGUCAAGAUUAUAUUCUAGGUUUUAGAUGAAACAUUUUGUAUAAUUGCUGUAGGCUGGCAUACAUACUUUCAUUUCUCUUUCCAUGAAUUGAACUGUUUUUAAUGUAUGCAAGGGCAUUACAUGUUAUUUUUACUGAUUAAUUGAAGUAUGCAGAAGCACGGUGUAUUAUGGUGGGAGUUGUUGGACUGGCACUGUAGCCACGGAACAAGUGAGACAGUCUUGCCAGUGCAGGUUAAUUUAUGAGCAUAAAAACAAUUUUUCUGCAGGGAAGACACAAAAUUAAAAUGCUCUUCAUUAUUGUAUGAAGUAUUGAGCAACUCUGCAUCUCCACAUAAGGUAAAAAGCUACAAAGUAAAAGUCGCCGAUAGCUAUAUGCAUGCAGCAGCCAUUACAUACAUUUUGGUGUUGGCAUGUCGCAGAGAAGUUCUGCCAAAAAUUGUUUUUGUGCUACGAAAACCUAAAUAAAGCUGCAUAUUUGAAAACAUAUAAAUAAGAAUUAUAUUACAGUCACAUAGCAAUGCUAGUGAAUUUAUUGACAGAAUUUGGAGUUAAUUUUCUGGUUCUAUGCAGUUUACGGAAUCCAGAAGCAGAGGGUGUUACACAACAUAUAAAGGUGUUGCACACGACUAUUUUUAUUUUGUGCGUGAGCAUUAAGGUGUUGAGUCCUAUAAACUAGAACAUCAAAAUUAAAAUUGAAGAUUGUAGAGUUGGGUCCAGAAAAUUAUUUUCUCCAAAUAUUUAGAUAAAAUUUCUGUAGUUUAAUAUAUAUUUUAUCUAAAUAUAAAUAAUGAAAAGUCAUGUGUACAACACCUCUAUAUGUUGUGUUAACACACUUCUGCUUUUAGUAGUAUUUUUUGUUUGAGGGGGGUAUAGGGCCUGAACAAGGCCCAUUGAAGCUGAGACGUGUAUCUUGUAAUUAAUACUGAAUGCUGUUUUGUGUGAUGGUAAUGUAAUUUUUAUAUACUUUCAAAAAGAUACUCACUACCUGAUUGAAUUCAUGAGAGGCUGCUUAUUACUUUGUUACAUGUGUAUAACAUUGAAAAACACUGAAAAUUUAUAACAGUUGCCACAAAUAUUUAAUGUACUCCACCGUUCUUUGAUAGGAAGGGUUCUGAGAACAUGAUACAGGCCAAAAACAUUAUGUUAAAUGGCUCUGUCUUUCGGCAGUAAUAUGAAGGAGUGUACCUGCAUUGUGCUGCAUAAGAGUACAGCCUCCCACCUGUUUCCUCGCCACCUCACAGGAAUGGCACACAUGCAUUGGCAGGAAGCCUCAAUAUUAUGUGCAUUGUUUACAUUGAGUCCAAGUUAACAGUAAAAGAAUCUGCCUCUUGGCCAAUAGCAAUAUGUAAUGCUUUUUUUUAGUCAGAGAGUAUACUCUGAACAAGCAAGUUUAAUUCAAAUCAUUUUUCCAUUUUAAGGAGACUAAACAUUUGUGAUAUUUGUAUUAAGUUUUGUUGUGUUUGUAGAUGGCCUAAGAUAUGCCCGAGAUAAAACACUGAUUUUCUUAUGUUAAAGGUAUAACCUACUGGAAAAGGUCAAGGAUGGUGAUGGCUUUUUUCUGGUCUGUAGAACCAUAUAUUGUGACGGGUGUUUUAUCAACAUUUCAGAGGUUCUUGCUAUCUCCAUCAUCAGGGUGAUGAAACAUUGGUAAACAUCUACCUGACUACGUGGUACUACAACCCAGCAAAAAGCCAUUGCGUACUCACUGCUGUGAAAAUCCUGUGGGAUUUGUUUGUAAAGAGUAGUAAUUGUUGCAGUAUGCUUUCUUUUGUGAAGAGAAAUAAUAGUUGCAAUAUGGAUUUGAUCGAACGUUAUGGUUUCUCUUUGAAGAAGUACUAAUACUUCAGUGUGAAUUUGGUCCAAUAUUAUUGUUUUGUGCUUUUGGGUACAAGGACCAUUUGGCUAGUUCCAACCCAGUCCAGUACCCCGUUUUUACAGAUUGUCACCCUGCUCAAAGAGAUUGAUUUUUGAAUGCGGAAAUAACGCGACAGUGACCGUACUUUGAAUUGACAAAGAAAAUGUUCAUCUGAUAUUGUAUUCUCUGAUCAUUUCUUCAUGUAAUUAGAGUUUCUAAUGCAUUUGUCUCUCAUGAUUGUCUGUUGCUUAAUUUGCAUAGCUUGGGUCUUGUGUUUGUGGUGAUAUUAAAAUUUGCAAUUGUUACUGCAUCGUUUCAACUGUCGUGCUGGCCAUUCGCGCAGUGUUCUGUUAUUCUGACUAUAUAGCUCCUCUAUAUCUACUUAUUGAACAUGUGCAGGAGAAGUAUAACUGUUGUAUGUGAAGGACGUUUUCCUCGGAGUUUUUGUAAGUGGAAUUUUUUUGUGUAUGGUGUAGGGUUGUGUUUUUCACAUGACCUGGCAUUUUGGUAGCUGUGGCCUUAAAAACAUAAAGUCCAAUUUUGUAUUUGUUUGAAAAAGUUUUAUUGAAGCCUGUAAUCACUAAAUGGAUGGGCCAUUGGGUCCAUGAUCCUCUGCUUGAAACUGUCUCUCAUUGCUGAUAACCUGAGCAUCUCUCAUAUCAUUAAUAGAGCUAUUUAGAAAUUCUUGCUGCCAUUACUGCAUUGCUCAUCAUUUCAUAGACUGGGAUAAUAAAGUGGCGGUAAUUUUAUUAAAUGCGCUGUGUUAAGUGUGCUAAGAAAAAUCAGAACAUCAUACAUAACCUGAUGACUGAGACUAAUGCAGAAUGCGUUUCACGCGUGUUAAUGUAGGUGAGGCUGUGGAGCUCGAUGUCCUGAUCACAUUAUGCCGACCAGCUGUUGUUAUUUCAGUCAUUUAUUGAGUUGACUUACGAUUGAAAAUGGAAUGAUGGUCUUUUAUCUGGUUGGCGAACAUUUUCUAAUAAUGUGAUCAGAAUAAAUAUACAGAAGGGCUGUUUCCCCCCCACCCAUUCUUGAAAUAACUUCACUGCGUGUGUGUUGUCCCAGUUUAAACACUGUUCUUUAAGUUGAGCUGUUCGGAACCUUGGGCAGAGUAAUGUAUGCUUAAUGGAGACGGUACCUUUUUUUCCAUAUGAUAAACUCCCUGCACUGUGUACAUGUUUAACCCAUUUGCUGCUCAUAUCAUAUAUAUUAACACAUUCUGUGCCAAUUAAAGGGGUUAAUUUUGUCAUUGUUCAUGGUAAAAACUGUAUUGAAGCCCAUUUUAAAGUAUUCAUAUUUUUAUAUAAUGGUAUAUCUGCAGACCCACUGUUGUGUAUGAAACAUGUUUAAUUUUUUGUAUUCAGCCACAGAUUGGAUGUAAGGAGUAUGAUGAUGCAUUGCGCAGCUGCUACUUCUUCUUCUUGACGGCUUUUAUGCUUCAUGCAACCUGCUUUUCUUGUCUGUCAUCUUGAUCAUUGUCAUUUGCACUUUAUAAGUUCGCUAUUUGAAUGUGAUUAAAGCUGUGUAUUUUUACUUUGCUGAGCUCGUGAAAUGUGACAUGAGGAGAGCCAUGGAAAACCUCAGGAUGUACAGUCUCCAGGCUAAUAUUUGAACCUGCCUUCCAGAUACGAAGCACUUGGACAUGACAUUGAGUUUGAAUAAAAUUAGAACAGAUGAAAUGUAUGUAACUGAAAGGUACACGUGACUGAAAAAUGCACAUAAAGUAAGUGGCAGUAUAAAAAUAAUUUGUUGUGAGCUUUUUUGUUCUGGAUUCGUAUUGUUAUUGCUUGCAGAGUUCCAUGUAAUUUCUGACAACAGUUAAUGGCAAUAAUUUAAAGAAUGUAAAGGACAUUUGUUUUGGUCAUCAGAAUCGAUUCCAUUGUAAUUAAUUAACAUUGAUCUGAUCAUCUGUAUUUGGUAGGUAUGGGAUUGCAGUGCAUCGUGAUUCAUAUAUACUUUUUUAUAGUGCUAUAGUUGAAUUCAGAUUGCCCAGAAAAUGUAAUUGCAUUGCAUUAAUAAAAAUUUGUUUCAGUGAAACACAGUAAAGAUUUGUCUCGUGAGUUUAUAAUUUACGUUGGUUUGAAGGUAGAUAAUGUAUUAUUCCCGUUGCUUUGAAAUGUUGCUGUCUCAUUUACCAUUAUGAAUGUGUGGCAUAAUCAAAAAGUAAAUUUAAGAAAAUAGAGCAAAUUGGCUGGUGUUUUUGGUGGUCAUGGCCCAAAUUCAACACAAAAACAUAUUCUCAUGUUUUAUUAUAGCAGGCAUAGCAAAGUUAGGACAGUGAACUCGGCGAUUAGAAAGUCAAGAGCGAGCUACUUAUCAGCUGCAGUGACAUUGUGCAGUUAUUUCAAAUGAUGAGUCAUAGCGUUGCACAAAGAAAGUUGUUUCUUUGGAAGAACAUUCUGCGUCUGUGCCUAAUACACUGAAUUUAAAUUUUGUUUGUGUACAACUUGUAAUCACAGGUUUAGUUGCUUAUAUACUAAUGCUGGGAGAUUGGUCAUGUUAUGUUAAUUUGUGUCUUCCAGCAAUACUAAUAACUCGUAAUAGACCAAACUUUCGUUCUUGUCGCUAACCAUGGCUAUUAUUGCUGUCAGUGUCAUUCUUUCACUUGUUUCUUUAUGUAUUCGUGGUAUGCUUUCGGUUGUUUCCAUAUGAUGGCAGAAUCCUUCACCUCUCUUUUGCCAUUUCUAUGAAUGUUCAUGUGAAAGAUGUCAAAUGUGAGGGCACGUGUCCUGUUGGCAAUAUAAAUAAAACUAUGGGCAUACGAAAAGGGUUUAUUGGUACAAUAUUUUUGUUAGUGAGUGACAGAAUGUGAGUUUUUAAACCAAGUUGUAUGGCACAGUAGCUCUGUGCUUGUAGGAUUCUUCAUUAUGGCUUAUUUGUGAAUUUACUAUAUUCUGCUGCUAUAAAUACUUUUGUUACAGAUGUUUCUAAAUAUGAUUAUUGCCUGGUAUAGUCUGCUCAUAUAUGGAGGGCGGAAGGAAAAUCUUUGGGCAAACCGCCAUUGCAUUGCCAAUGUUAUUUGUUCAAAUGCAUUUAGAAAUUCAUUACAAGAAGCAAGGUAACAGAAAAUGGGAAAACUAUGGUUGGAGUGAGAAAUUAUUAAAAGCAGAAAGGAAGCUGGAUGUCUCAGUUGAGUUGUAGACUUAUUUGGCUUCAGAAGUCUGUAGUGUGAAUGGAAAGUUCAGUUUUAUUUCUCAUAUUUGUGUUUAUUAUGUUUGUACUUCAUUCCAUGGAGAUAAUAUUGUGAAAAAUAUAUAUAUAAUUACACUUUAA
Molecule: messenger RNA, 9894 nt
Organism: Zootermopsis nevadensis
Lineage: Eukaryota; Metazoa; Arthropoda; Insecta; Blattodea; Termopsidae
Source: RefSeq, a predicted model, not a curated record